Messenger RNA from Conger conger (European conger), 2779 nucleotides. RefSeq names its product sodium- and chloride-dependent betaine transporter-like. The transcript has 16 exons. The record is from RefSeq and is a predicted model, not a curated record. Gene Ontology annotation, cellular component: membrane. Gene Ontology annotation, biological process: sodium ion transmembrane transport. Bases 240 to 2078 code for a protein of 612 amino acids. Lineage: Eukaryota; Metazoa; Chordata; Actinopteri; Anguilliformes; Congridae.
GCCAAUCAAGACAACACUGUAGGCCUAUGUAAUUUGACCCAAAGCAAGAUAAGUUCAAGGAUUCUCCACCGGAUAUCCCAGAAUCGGUUUCCAUUUUCAGCAAAGUCAGUUUCGAAGUUCACACUCAUCUUCACUCAGCCCUCCUCCUCAGCAAGCACGGUCUGGGCUCUUUGAACGCGCGUAAAACCGAUUCCGCCAUUUUCAAUCUACUACAGCCUCCUCAAGUCUGAAAUCCUGCGAUGGAUGAAAUUGCGGACCAAGCCCCGCCCAGCGACCCCGGGAAUGCCGAGGCGGGUGCAGGCGAAACCGCCAGGGUCCAGCAGAGGGGGCAGUGGGCCAACAGAACCGAGUUUGUGCUCUCCAUGACCGGGAUGAUCAUCGGAGUGGGAAACCUGUGGCGCUUCCCCUAUUUAUGCUUUAAGAACGGGGGAGGUGCGUUCUUCGUUCCCUACUUCAUCCUCCUCAUCUUCGUCGGCCUCCCUGUCUUCUUCCUGGAGACCGCCAUCGGGCAGUACACCAGCGAGGGCGGGGUCACCGCCUGGAGGAAAAUGUGCCCCAUGUUCGAGGGAAUAGGAAUCGCCUCUCAGGUCCUUGUCCUGUACGUCAACAUCUAUUUCAUCACAGUGCUGUCGUGGGGCUUCUACUACCUGUUCAAUUCUUUCAGAAACCCCCUCCCCUGGACCACCUGUGACAACGUCUGGAACACGGGACUCUGUAAGAACAUGAGCAUCGGGGAUAACUCGUUCCUGUACAAUUUCACCGAGGACAAUUACUACGAGAAUGAAAGAGACCUGCACUUCGAGUCCCCGGAGCGGGAGUUCUGGGAACACCGGGCGUUGGGGAGGACAGAGAGCCUGACUGAAGGCCUGGGUCUAGUGCGCUGGGAUCUGGCCCUCUGUCUGCUGCUGGCCUGGGUCAUCUGCUACUUCUGCAUCUUUAUGGGGGUCAAAUCCACCGGGAAGGUGGUCUACCUCACGGCGACGGUCCCGUUCCUCCUGCUCUUCGUCCUGUUCGUGCGCGGGGUGUCGCUGCCCGGAUCCUGGGACGGGAUCGUCUACUAUCUGUACCCGGACUUCUCCAAGAUCGGCAGGCCCCAAGUGUGGUUUGAUGCUGCAACACAAGUUUUGUACUCCUACUCCAUGAGCCAAGGUGUCCUCACCGCACUGGGAAGCUACAACAAAUACAACAACGACUGCUACAAAGACUGCAUUGCGCUUUGCGUCCUCAGCAGUGUGACCAGUAUAUUUGCUGGUUUAGCUGUGUUUUCCAUAAUGGGCUUCACGGCUCAUGCACUUGGCGUGUCUAUACCUGAGGUAACCUCUUCAGGUAUUGGCCUGGCCUUCAUCAGCUUUCCCAAAGCUCUGGCUCUGCUACCAGGAGCGCAGUUCUGGUCCGUUCUCUUCUUUCUCAUGGUGCUGUUCCUGAGCGUGGACAGCCAGUUCCUGUGUGUGGACAGCCUCUGCACGGCGAUCUCAGACAUGUUCCCGGGCGUGCUGCGCGGGCCGGGGAGGCGGGAGCUCCUGUCGCUGGGCGUGGUCGUUUUCUGUUUCCUGCUCGGGCUCCCGCUCGUCACCAACGGAGGCGCCCACGUCUUCCAACUGAUGGACAAUUACGGAGCGAAUGCUGUGUGCAUGCUCUUCAUCGUCUGCUUCGAAACCCUCGUCAUCGGAUGGGUUUACGGUGCAGACCGUUUCUAUGACAACAUUGAGGACAUGAUUGGCUAUAAGCCAUAUCCAGUGAUAAAGUACUGCUGGCUGUUUGUGACUCCGAUAAUCUGUGUAUUCAUGCUGAGUUACAGUAUAACCGAGGUCCAAAACUACAUGGAAGAGUGGCUGGUGCUGGGGUUAGGCUCCCUGAUGAUGCUCCUGUCCAUGAUGUGCAUUCCAGCCUACAUCCUCGUACGCCUCUGUAAGAGUAAUGGCACUGACAUCACGGCCGCCUCCGCUGACCUGCGACAGGCCCGUCCACACAAGCCCCGCCUGACCCUGUGCCGGCGUGUCAUCUUCCCGGGACGGACGGCGUCUCACAGAGAGGCCGAGGAGGAGAAACUGGUCGGGGAGCACACCAGCCGCUUCUGAGCGCGCCCGCUGAUGACGUCAUCUUUUAACGCGUUCCCGGUCACCUCACGCGGUGUCGGUGACGCACAGGAGUGACCUCAUUGGAGAACCGAUUGGUCAGGAAGACAAACCAAACAGGGAGACUACAGCAGCUGUUGCCGUACUCACAGACAGUCAAUGUUGAAUUGUGUCCACAGCCUGAACAACAACAGAGCAUAUUUUUAUAUUUUAUAUUGAUAUAUUUUACAUUUCCGACAGUCAGAAAGGAACGGAAUCGUUUCGUUCUUGCAUUUGCAGAGGUUUCUGUGAAAAUGACUUGAAAUGAAACUAUAUAAGAUUUAUUCAUCAUACUAAUGGUACAUACUUUUAUAAAACAUUUAAAAUAUGAUAGUAUAAUUAUAAUUACAAGAAUAAUCCCUUCAAUUUCAUGUUUGGACAUGAAAGUCAUGGUUUGGACUGAAUCGUUUCACCUUUCAUCAUGAAGUUCCAUGUCAGUAAGCUGAUUGAUUUCAUCGAGAUUUCAAUGUACACAGUGCUUACAGAUUGACACAGAUUAGUACAACAAUACUGAUGAACUGGUAUAAAUGUCAGUAAGUUCAGAAUUCUAGUCCAUAACCAUGGAAUUUACUACGACUAACUAUUUGUACCGAAAUGAUACCCAAAAAAGUACAUAUACAUUGUCGCAUUUAUAUUUUGUAGUUGCAUUACCACUAUUUUAAUAC